AUGCGCUUAUGGUCAAAAUACUUCAUUGGUUUGAGCCAAGUGUCACAUGCCUGCCACCCACUGUCAACCACAACGAGUUCUCUGCUCGGAAAACGUAGACAUGAGAAUGAGAAGCAGCUCUCUUGGGAUUUGAAUGCCCUCUUCAAUGAAUCCACAAACCUCACAGUUGCAAAAGAAUUGAUUGAAUUUAUCAUUCAGCUUCCGGAUGAGGUGCGGAAACCUUCGUGGACCUACCGCGUAGUCCGGGAGGGUGCGCAAGCACCUGAAUUCGAAGAAACAGCACGCCAAGCUGAAGAAGAAAAAUUUAGAGAGCAGAUGACUGCAUCAUUGGCGGACGCAUGUUUCGCCCUACUUGGAGGAGCGACAAAAGUCCGUUGCUCUGGUUUAGUUAGCGCCCUCCGGUCCAUUUACCUUUCGGUAACAUGUUGUCCUUUGCGCAUCCUCGUCAUGCCCAAUAUCGCCAACUACACUACACUCGGUUCCGACGGUCCGGACGAGAAGGAGCAAGGUACCUGUACGGCUUUCGACGAUGCUGCUUUGCAAAUACCGAACCUCAUGGAGUCACAGCGAGCAGUUGGAUGAGUUUGUCUCUGGCGCAUAAAAACCGAAAGCUCCGAGAAAACGCAAGGCAAAAAACCUGCAAGUUUUGUAUGCCGAAAAACAGUUGCGGGAACAAUUUCUGAAAUUUGCGUUCACAACAGGCGACAUUGCAGAAU
This is a messenger RNA of Radiomyces spectabilis, 716 nucleotides long. RefSeq lists its product as uncharacterized. The transcript is spliced from 5 exons. The coding region runs from base 1 to 582 and encodes 193 amino acids. NCBI's taxonomy places the organism in Eukaryota, Fungi, Mucoromycota, Mucoromycetes, Mucorales, Radiomycetaceae. The record is from RefSeq and is a predicted model, not a curated record.